Molecule: messenger RNA, 192 nt
Organism: Dromiciops gliroides (monito del monte)
Lineage: Eukaryota; Metazoa; Chordata; Mammalia; Microbiotheria; Microbiotheriidae
Product: ATP synthase subunit ATP5MJ, mitochondrial-like
Exons: 1
Coding region: 10-192 (60 amino acids)
Cellular component (GO): mitochondrion
Source: RefSeq, a predicted model, not a curated record
CCAGCCACGAUGUUAAACUUGAUGAAAUCUGUUUGGACUCCACUAAAGCCCUACUAUACCCAGGUUUACCAGGAGAUCUGGGUAGGAAUGGGUGUGAUGGGGUUAAUUGUUUACAAAAUUAGGAGUCCUGAUAAAAAAGCCAAAUCUUUGAAAGGUACAGAUUCAGCUACUCCUGCUCAUGGACAUCAUUAA